Molecule: messenger RNA, 2422 nt
Organism: Zingiber officinale
Lineage: Eukaryota; Viridiplantae; Streptophyta; Magnoliopsida; Zingiberales; Zingiberaceae
Product: probable folate-biopterin transporter 2
Exons: 6
Coding region: 399-1967 (522 amino acids)
Cellular component (GO): membrane
Source: RefSeq, a predicted model, not a curated record
GUCAUGGUUAAAACCCCCUUCCCUUCCUUAGCUGUUCCUUCUCGCCGUAUCCCGGCGUUCUCGACGGAUCUCUUGGCUUCGACGUCUCCUUUUCUUAGGAUCUUUCAGCACCUCGCUCACGAUCACGAGCUCGUCUUCUGCUCUCGCGUCUCGAGUCGUUGGAUUUUGGCUCCCAUUGUGAUGGUUGUUGCGACUAGGCUAUUUCUCCCUUCCGCUUCGGAAGUAUAAUGAAUCAUUUGAUCCGAAGACAAGAUGCUCCCUAGAGCAACGGAGGUAGCGAGUCGCGGAAGCAGUAUCUGACCCAAAAGUCCUUUCUUUUUGUCUUUCACCGGUGUUCUUGGACCAUUUUGAAUUUCAACAAGGACAGGUUCCUCGACAACUCCGCGUGAUCUUUGGGAAUGAUGAUUCCUCCACUGGCUUCUCAGGUUUCUCAGGAUGAGGAGGGCAUGGAAGAGAAGAUAGCGCUAGCUGGAGAGGGUAAGAAGCCGAAGGAAUCUCCUGAAGAAGGGUUGCUGGAUUCCAAUGAAGGGUAUCAGCUUUCGAGGUGGUCUCCUUUGCGAUGGUUCCGAAUGCUUGCAGAGGAAACUCACUGGAGCUUUGUGUUUGGAGUGAUCACAGUGUAUGGGAUAAGCCAGGGGUUGGGUGGUGCCAUUUACAGAGUUGCUACUGACUACUACUGGAAGGAUGUUCAGAUGGUGCAGCCUUCCGCUGCACAGGUUUACCAGGGAAUUACUUCAAUUCCUUGGAUCGUGAAACCUCUCUGGGGUCUUCUUACUGAUGUACUCCCCAUGGUUGGGUAUAGGAGGCGACCAUACUUCAUCUUAUCUGGUCUUUUGGGAAUUACAUCAAUGCUUACCCUAUCUCUCCAUAGAAAACUCCAUGUACUGUUUGCUUUGCUGGCAUUAACAGGAGGAAGUGCUUCUGUGGCAAUAGCAGAUGUUACGAUAGAUGCCUGUGUUGCAGAAAAUAGUAUAAGCCAUCCUUUCCUUGCAGCUGAUAUGCAAAGCUUGUGUGGAUUAAGUUCUUCUAUUGGACGACUUCUUGGAUUUUCAUUUAGUGGUCUACUCAUCCAUGCAAUUGGCUCAGCGGGUGUACUCGGCUUGUUAAGCAUCCCGUCAGCACUUGUACUCUUAGUUGGUGUAAUGUUGAAGGAGAUGCAUAUGCCAGACUUUGUUUAUGGAGAGGUAUUCCAAAAGUUACAACAAGCAAGUGAAAAAAUGUGGAAGACUUUAAAAUGCCCUCCUGUCUGGAGACCUUGUGUGUACAUGUACGUUUCUUUGGCUUUAAGCUUGAAUAUCCAAGAAGGGAUGUUUUAUUGGUACACUGAUCAAAAGGCAGGACCAUCUUUCUCCCAGGAAACAAUUGGAUUUAUUUAUUCCAUUGGCUCUGUGGGUUCUCUUCUAGGAGUGCUGUUAUAUCAAAACAUUUUGAAGGACUAUAAUUUCCGCGGGCUGCUUUUUUGGAGUCAGUUAAUUUCUGCUUUUGCUGGAAUGUUGGACUUAGUUUUGGUUCUCCGUUUGAACUUGAAGUUUGGAUUGCCUGAUUAUUUAUUUGCUGUGAUCGAUGAGAGUGUCACACAACUGAUUGGCCGUCUCAAGUGGAUGCCACUUCUUGUGCUGAGUACUAAGCUUUGCCCUUCAGGCAUUGAAGGAACCUUUUUUGCUCUACUCAUGUCUAUUGAUAACUUUGGCUUACUCACAUCAUCAUGGGGUGGAGGUCUACUGCUUCAUUUGCUAAAAGUUACACGAACAGAAUUUGACAAUCUCUGGGCUGCUAUAUUGAUAAGGAACAUAAUACGAGUCGCACCACUAGUGCUGUUGUUUUUGAUACCUGCAAGUGAUCAAAAUUCCACAAUUCUUCCUGCUGACAUGCUUAACGGAAAUGAUAAUGGGGAAGCUCUUGAAGAAGACAUGCGUGAGAUGAAUGACAUCGAAUUAGUUUCACUUGUUAACAGAACAGGAUAUUGAAAUGAAGUUACUGGUAUCAAAUUGGAUAACAGUUAUUCAUGUGGUUUCAUAGGAAGCCUUCUCAAUUUUUUUUUCUUCACUUGAGCCAGAAGUCUUUUACCUUAUUGAUAGAAGUUUGAAGAUGUUUCCAUACAAGUAUUGGCAUCCUGAAGAGAAAGGGUUCCUUAUUCUUUUUUUUAUUCUAAGUGAAGGUAUAAUACGAGGUUAUAAGGUAUCCAUUCUUCAAAUAUAUGUUAUAUUCAAUUUGUAAUACUUAGAUGCCAAACCAUGUUGUAGGAUUAAUUCUUUGGAGAAAAAAAAAGGUUAACAUCCUGUUACCCAUCAAGGUAGGAAUGUUAUGGUAGCUAUUUCGAUUAUUACUGAUGUUAUUGUACCUAAAAAUUUCAUCUUUAUGGAAAUUGAAAACUUCUUGUACUCUCUAGUCUACAAGAUUAAGGAAUUUGUGAUUCUACUGA